Molecule: messenger RNA, 3228 nt
Organism: Arvicanthis niloticus (Nile rat)
Lineage: Eukaryota; Metazoa; Chordata; Mammalia; Rodentia; Muridae
Source: RefSeq, a predicted model, not a curated record
GGAGGCAUUCCAGGGUUCCUGGGCUGAGGAAGCUUCCCGGUUAAUUUUGAGAAUCACAGACAUAACCUCUCCACCCUGAUUUCAGGAGGAAGAAGGGGAAGUUCGUCCUGGGUGCUCCAAGGGACCCUCAGGCAAGGUCUGAACCUGCGACAAGGUCUUUAUAUGCUCAGCCAAAUCUGCAUAACUGUAAAUCAAAACUAAGAACCCUGGAUGGUAAAGGCCAAGGCGACUCUGAGAAAGGAUCCAGACCCUGACCCUCGGACCGGAACGGGCAGUACGGGCCGCAACAGUUUGGCGUCCAACAUCGGGCUCCACACCUAGGAGAAGAAGAACAAAAAGAAUGAGUGUUUCUCUGGUAAACACUCCGCAGGUCAGUGUCCUGUCCACAUUUCUUAAAAGUUUCUUUUUAUUCAAUCCAUUCAAAAGAUUAAUUAUAUGUGAAAUGUGAUCUGAGGGCUUCUUUUCUAUCAUCUUCAUUUUCCUCUGUGAUAAUGAAUAUUUAAUGUUUUGUUUUUUCAUGUAUAUAACAUCUUCAUAUUUCUACUGGAUUGUAUACUGUGAGGACAUAAAAUUCCAAUGGACUGCAGACCUGCUGGUCUCCGAAAGCUUCUAUUAAAAAUGAUUCUCAAGAAUAUAUUGAUGCAGCCGGGCAGUGGUGGCCACGCCUUUAAUCCCAGCACUUGAGAGGCAGAGGCAGGCGGAUUUCUGAGUUCAAGGCCAGCCUGGUCUACAGAGGUCUGUUAACCUUUAAGGAUGUGGCUGUGGACUUCUCACUGGAGGAAUGGGAAUGUCUCGAUUUUGCUCAGAGGGCAUUGUACAUGGAUGUGAUGUUGGAGAAUUACAACAAUCUAUUGUUUGUGGAAAAUCACCCCAUAUAUGGAAAGUAUGAGAAGGCCUUUGACCAAGACACACUGUACAUUGUCCAUGAGCAUGUGAAUAUUCAAGAAAAGUCUUCUAAAUGCAAUCAACUCAGCAAUAGGAUUCAUGAAUCUACCCAAAGUACACCUCAUAAAACUAACCACAGAGAUGCAUCUCUUCAAUUCUCAAAUCUAAGAAAACCUAAACCUGGGAACACUGAAGAAGUUUGCAAGUAUAAUGAAUGUGCAAAUGGUUUAAAUGUAUGUUCAAUCAUUAGUCUCAAUCAAGGAAUCCACAUAGGAAAGAAAGAACCCAAUAGAAAUACAGAAUUUGAUAAGGUUUUUCUCUCUAAACAUAAACGGUUGGUGAAACAAAAUAAUAGUGAAGUGAAUCCUUACAGAUUUAGUGAACCUGACAAGUGCUUUACCCAAAGAGACAAUCUUCAAAGUCAGCAAAGCAUUUAUCCAGGAAAGAAACCUCACAAAUGUAGUGAGUGUGAAAAAUGUUUUACACAAAAAUUCAAUCUUAGCAUGCAUCAGAGACUUCAUACAGGAGGGAAACUUUACAAAUGCUUUGAAUGUGACAAGUGUUUUGCCCAAAAAUUUUAUCUUAGUGUUCAUCAGAGAAUUCAUACAGGAGAGAAACCUUACAAGUGCUGUGAAUGUGACAAAUGCUUUGCCAGGAAAUCCCAUCUUAGUAUUCAUCAGAGAAUUCAUACAGGAGAGAAACCUUACAAAUGCAACAAAUGUCACAAAUGCUUUAUUCAAAAAUCCCAUCUUAGUAUUCAUCAAAGAUUUCACACAGGAGAGAAACCUUACAAAUGUAGUGAGUGUUACAAAUGCUUUACUGAAACAGUCAGUCUGAGAAUUCAUCAGAGAAUUCAUACAGGAGAAAAACCUUACAAAUGUAGUGAAUGUGACAAAUGUUUUACCCAUAAAGAUAGUCUGAGAAUUCACCAGAGAAUUCAUACAGGAGAGAAACCUUACAGAUGUAGUGAAUGUGACAAAUGCUUUACUGAAAAAGGCAGUCUGAGAAGGCAUCAGAGAAUUCAUACAGGAGAGAAACCUUACAAAUGUAGAGAAUGUGACAAAUGCUUUACUCAAAAAGGCAGUCUAAGACAGCAUCAGAGAAUUCAUAAAGGAGAGAAACCUUACAAAUGUAGUGAAUGUGACAAAUGCUUUCCCCAUCCUUCCCAUCUUAGUGUUCAUCAGAAAAUUCACACAGGUGAGAAACCUUACAAAUGUAGUGAUUGUUGCAAAUGCUUUACUUACAAAAGCUGUCUGAGAAGGCAUCAGAGAAUCCAUACAGGAGAGAAACCUUACAAAUGACAUGAAUGUGACAAAUAAUUUACCCAUGUAGUUAAUGUGCGAAGGCAUGAGAGAAUUUAUACAUGAGGUAAACCUUACAAAUAUUGUGUUUGUGACAAAUGCAUUACCCACAAUAUCAAUUUGGGAAACUAUCAGAGAUUUUAUAUAAUAUUGAAACUUUAUGAAUGAAGUAAAUGAGACAACCCUCUACAAAAAAAUAUCAUCUUAAAUUUUUUUAGUGAAUCCUUAAAGGAGGGAAAACUUUCAAAUGUAUUUAAAGUGUAAAUCCUUUACUUUUGGCAUAUCUGUUAGAAUGUAAUAGAGAAUUCAUAUUGGUGAGAAUAUUAACAUGUAAUGCAUAUGGAAAUAUCUUUGACUUCAUUUCAGGUUAGAGGAAACAUCUAACAUUUUUUAGUGGGGAAACUUGUUCUGUUGGGGAAAAUGAAGCAUUUUCCUGGAUAAAAUAUGUUUUGUCCAGGGUGUAUUCUUUGCAACAUUUGAGUCUCCACACUAGAUAAUUAGUACAAUUAUGAAAAACUUGUGAAAUUCUUCAUGCCAUGUUCAAAUCUUAGAUAAUGUCAACUACUUAUGCUUGGUGAAACUCUGAAAAUGUGACCAUGUAGGACAGUUUUCAUUAAACUUUUCCUUGUUCACCCUCAAAUAUUACAAGAUGAAGGUGAGUCUGGAAUCCAGAACAAUAUAGUGUUGUAUAACACUUUCAUGGAUAGAGAAAUAAUGCAUUUUAAAGAGAAACCAAUUAAUAUGUGUACAAUAGUCCUCAAAAUAUGUAAUAAAACUGGCAGCAUUCUGUGUAUUUUAUUCAAAUGAACAAACUCAGACAAGUUGUAGUUAAAAGAGUGUUUUUACAAACUGAGCCACAUAGACUACAUGUUCUUUAUCCUAUAUUAUACCUAUAAAUGUGAAGUACAUUUCAAGUAUCCAGUAUUCAUAAUUCUUAUCAAAUGCUGGUUUUUAUGUUUCAGGAUAAAUACGGACUAUAAGACCUUUGUGCUCAACAACUCUGUCCCCAUUGUCCUAUAAAUAAAGGUGAAUGAUUCAGCAA